Molecule: messenger RNA, 944 nt
Organism: Aphis gossypii (cotton aphid)
Lineage: Eukaryota; Metazoa; Arthropoda; Insecta; Hemiptera; Aphididae
Exons: 2
Coding region: 122-598 (158 amino acids)
Source: RefSeq, a predicted model, not a curated record
GUGUGUAAUUACUACACACGAAAACGUACCUAUAUAUAAAGAUGGCGUGUCGGUGUAUUGACGACAAGCAAAAUAGUUUUCUUUAUAUCUAUGAACGACUGACAUCAGAGAAUCAGUCAAAAUGUUUUCGGGUCCGCUAUGGGUCGUAUUGGCAACGUUGGUCGUGUACAGUCAGGCGACGAGAACGGUCGAGAACAAGAAAAAAGAAUUAUUUAAUUAUGUUAUAGAUUUCGAUAAUGCGACUUACAACAAUGACAACUCAUUGAAAACGGUAGCUGCUGCGCGUCCUAAUAGUAUUACAAACAACACGACUGCGGGACUUGAACAAAUGAUUAAACUACAAGUCAGUCAAACACAUACCAAAGAAAAAGGCAUGAUUUUAAGCUAUAUAAACACAAUAGUUUCGAAAGUUGUCAAGAAGAUAACCGAUUUCUUGAGUUUAUACUUGAGCACUGAUUGUGAAUCGUUGGACCCGAAGAAUCGUGCCGACAACGAAGUCUGCCUGUGCAGAAACUCUACGGUUUUAUAUUACAUCAAUCGAACCGUAUGUUUUAUAAUAAAAGUAAACGUUACUGACAUCUCACGGGGAAAACUCUAAGACAUAGUAUGCCCAUAUGGCAAUAGUGUUACCUAUACAUAAUUAUUAUUCAAUCUCGAAAUCAUAAAUCAAAUCAAAUAAAUCAUAUCUCGAACACUGCACUCAGACAACCCCGACAACCGUAAUAUUAUAUUAUAUAUUAUUAGAUUCAAACAAAACUCUCAGAGUCGAUAGCUCUCACGAUGAAAUGCACGCUACAGUUUCAAAAUCUGACUUUCUGAUAUUUUUUAUCACCUAUACAUCACACCGACGACGAGGACGACGACAACCACCUAUAUACCUACUCAAUCUAAUCUGAUGUGUUCGAAGAGCGUAGAUUUACUAUUAAACUGUUUUAACAUAAUAA